UAACGAUAUUACUCCAACUGUUUUUUUCUUGACAGUUAAAUUUGAUUCAUACAAUGGCGAAGACAAGAAAAGCUACAACGCGUGGAGGUUCCUCGAAGCAAUUACGAACUGUACCUGACAUGUUUAUGAAACAGAAAGCUGCUUCUACCAGAAAACGAACCAUUGCUGAAGCUGAUUCUGAAGAGGAUGUCGACGAACUUGAAUCCUCUGGGAGUGAAUCAGAAGACGAACUCGAAACAAACAAUCAACCGUCGACAGCAAAAGGAAGAAAUGCUAAAAAGAGAAAAGCUGAAGGCUCUUUUGACGCUGUCGUCAACACAAAUAGUCAGCUUCUGCAACCAGCAACUCAGGAAGAAACUCAGGACUCUUUAUACGAUAAGGCUUUAGUACCAGAGAUUGAUAUCGAAGCAAUGGCUAAAUCAUGGAAGAGAAAAUACGAAAGCAACCAGUAUCAGGCAUUGAAAAAUCUUUUCAAUUUUAUUCUUCGUUGUUCUGGUUGUUCAUUAGAAGUAACAAUUGAAGCUGUUCAAGACCAACAAAAUUCUGUAACUGCGCUUAAUGAACUAAAAGAUGAGCUAUCUAAGCACCCACCCACUGAAUACCCGAUUAUUUCCAAAGCAAAAGAGUUCAAAACUCUACGCCGUAAUUUGAUUCUAUUUUUUAGAGAGAUAAUCAAUCAAUGCCAGCAUCAAGCUAUAUAUGAUGGUGUGCUGAUGGAAAGUUUACAGGGAUGGCUAGUCAUUAUGUCUAGCUCAACCUAUCGUCCCUUCCGUCAUACAGCCACAAUCAUCGCCCUGAAACUUACCGAUCAGUUGGCUAUCCUGGGAGACAAAUUUAAAGAUCUUUACAAUACUUCUUUACGUCAAUUAAAUACAGAAAACAAAAAGAAGAAGCGAGAAACAGGGCGAUUGAGAGAGUUAAAAGCAAAAGUAGCAACCAACGAGCGAAAAUACAAGGAUAUAGAAGAGUUUAUUAAAGCAUUCUUCGACGACGUAUUUAUUCGUCGUUCUCGAGAUGUGGAAUCAGUCAUUCGUGUAGAAUGUUUGAAAGAACUAUGCACCUGGCUUCAAAGCUACCAGGCAUACUUUGUGGAUAAUGUUUACCUUCGUCAUUUCGGCUGGGCACUGAAUGAUCCAAGUGCUAAUGUCCGUUCUGAAGCGCUAAAGUCAAUCACAAAAUUAUACAAAAUUGAAAAUAUUGCGACUCGACUCACUGGUUUCAUUAAUCGUUUUAAAACCCGAAUUGAAGAGAUGGCUCUUAAAGAUAUCGAAAUAUCAGUACGUAUCAAUGCUAUCCAUCUAUGUAGUGCUCUCUUUGAAGCAAAUGUCAAUAUACUCAGCGAUAAUGGUCGUAAAAAACUGCUGGGUAUGAUUUCUUCAGAGAUUCCUCGUGUUCGAAAAUCAGCUGCUCCCUUCGCCAAAGCAUUAUUGGAAGCAACUGUCAUUCAACCUCUUAUUGCAAAUGUGACAGAAUCACUUUUAGCUCAUAAUUCUGGCAGCAAAUCUGGCCGACGCUCAGCAGCAACAGCAAAUAAUGCCUCAUCUGUAAAUGUUAACAAGACAUGGAUUACGUUCAAAGCACUUGCGAGUUUUCUUGUAGAGCACUUGUCCAACUUAGCAGCAGCGGACGAUGACGUUAAUCAAAUGCAAACUGAUUUGGGAACAUUAUCUAGUAGCUUGAUUGAAAAACGUACUCGACUGAUUUCUAACAUUGUAGAAGCAUUAUGGGAUCAAUUAUCUGAACUGCAGGAUUUUCAAGCAUUGACAGACUACCUUUUGCGUGACCAUUCGAUAUCUCACCAACAAGAACAGCGUGACGAAGAGGAAAUGGAUUUGGGAGAGCCUAUAAGUGAUUGCUACAGAUUGGAAGAGAAUCAAGAAACAAUGCUUAUCAUUGUAUUUGCAAGCGUGCUUCGCACAGCAAUGACCAAAGGGCUUGACAAAAACUUGUCAGAAACCAAAGACAGGAAAAAACUGGACAAUAGAUUCUGGGAAGAGAAUACAAAUGAAUUAUCACGCCAUAUGGUUCGCAGCUUACCUAAAUUGCUAUCAAAGCAUUUGGAUGACAGCAGUAAAAUUGUUGAUCUAGUAGCUUUGCCCAGUCUUAUGAACAUGAAUGUUUAUUUAGAACUGCAGGCUGAAAGAGAUUACGAAAUUUUGCUACAGAUAUUUUCCAGAAUAUUCCUUGGCGCCAUUACGAAAGAUUUGUUGGCCAAUUGUGCAAGUUCUCUUCAAUACAUGAGCAAGAAUACCAACCUUUCAACUUACAAUGACGCGAACAUAGGAGACUUGAAAGAGGCAGUUAUCAAACAAUUUGAGCAAACCUGUAACGGCAGGGAUCUAGCUACUGUCAAUUUUACACCAGCUCUUACGCAUUCUCUAUCCAUUUGCUUACACCGUUUGGCCUAUCUGAUUAAUUUUCUCGAUGCCACAACUUCAAUGGAUGAUAACCAGAAUAUGGCAAUGAGUGUUACCGAUUACGUUGGCGCACUUGUAGAUCGUGCUGCGUACGGCUCAGAUGAUGAGAAGCCAGAUAUUAGUUUAACGGCCAUGACGAUUCUUUCUCGUUAUCUGAUGUGGAAAUGUAGAAACUUACAAGAUGCAUUAGCUGUGACUGAUAUCAUUCCAAUCAUUGAACGUCGUCGAGAUUGGGUUCUCGACAAAUUUGUUGAAAUCAUUAAGGGAGUUGAUGGCACUUCUGCACCUGAAGUUCGCAUUGCAGUUCUCGGCCACUUAAUUGAUCUCUACUGGUUAUUCGGCAGCGAUAUGCUUGAUGCUCAUGAUGCUAGUCGAUUGAAAGUGAGAUGCUCUGAUGAGUUACAAACAACUUUUGUUGAAUUACUUAAAACACAGUUGACGGUUGCAAAAGAAUUCCCUGACGAAAAGCCUUCUAAGCAAUCCAAUCUGUCACAAAAAGACCUACUUUAUCAACUCGUUACUAGCUUUGCGCGAGGUUUGCUCAUGGGAGUGAUCAAUAUUGAAUACAGCAUCCUUUUAUUCGAACAGUUCAACAAGGUUGAUACAGAAGUGGACGACAUAAUUAAGGCUCUAACUAGUGAAGUACAAACGGAUAUGGUUUCUGACGAAGCUGCAACUGAUGGUUUUUGUAGAGCUUAUCUUGAAGCAUUAAAGAUGUCAUUCAAUGAAAAGGUGUCACAUUCUAUACGCUCUAUCGAAAGUACACUUAGAUUAGCACGCCUUUUCGCAUCAUCUCUGAAUGGAGGAGGCGCGAGCAACAAUGAGUCUGCCAACACUGUUCAUCCUCAAAUUAUUUGUGAGCGCAUUCAUUUGGAAGGUAUCAACUUUGCUUUAACAAAAGCAGCUGAAGCUUAUGAACAGAAUAAGGACGAUGAACGAGAUAAUGCUCUCAAAUUUUUCAAGAUUUUGACUGUUUUUGCAAAGGAUCUACAGCGAGCUCGUGAUGUAGCUCGAAUCCAUGGCUUUUUAGAUGAUACUUUAAAACAACAUGAAAUAUCAGUUGAUGAAAGUGCAAAGGAAUGGGAACAUUUUGCUGCUUAUGUACAGACUAUUGAUCAAGUCUUGAGAAAGAAGGGCCUGAAAUAUGGUAAGUUUCUGUCGUCAACGCGUAAUAAAAUAAAGAGGGUUUCUUCUAAUACCAACAUUUAUGGCAUAUGUAGACCCCUCUAAAAGAGUAAACAACGCUGAAACACCUGGUCCAGGAUUUGAAGGUGUCGGGAUGGAUUUGAUGGAUUUCAACAUAGAUUGAUGAUCUGCUGUCAAGAGCAGCCACAGUCGCUUUUUAGUUAUUCCAAAUCUAUAUAUAUACUAUAUCAGUCUGAACUUUUUACCAACCAUAGCCUUCGACUAUCACCUUUUCAAUGUUUGCUUCCCUUUAUUUACCAUUAAAUACUCGCCAUUAUUGAUGUAAUAUCCAGAUAUACUCAGACCUGAAACCCAAUGAAGCAGCUAUCAGAUGCAUAUACUUCCAUCUUGAUUGGUCUUUAGAGGAUUACCAUUAAAUCAAUGCUCCUGGUUUUCUCUUUAGACUUAAAGAACACACAAUCCGACUUUUGAAUACUAACAUUGUCCCCUCCAGGAUCUUACGACACGACACAGCUG
Mycotypha africana is the source of this 4079-nucleotide messenger RNA. RefSeq lists its product as uncharacterized. NCBI's taxonomy places the organism in Eukaryota, Fungi, Mucoromycota, Mucoromycetes, Mucorales, Mycotyphaceae. The record is from RefSeq and is a predicted model, not a curated record. Gene Ontology annotation, cellular component: cohesin complex; chromatin; nucleus. Gene Ontology annotation, molecular function: chromatin binding. The transcript is spliced from 9 exons. The coding region runs from base 54 to 3647 and encodes 1197 amino acids. Gene Ontology annotation, biological process: sister chromatid cohesion.